AAUAUUUUUCUUGGGAAACUAAACCAUCCCAUCGGAUAAAUUCUUUCACUAUAAAUUUGGCUCACAAUUUAAUUUAUGUCAUAAUCGGUCAUCUUUACAACAAAAAAAUGGCAUCUGCAGCAGCUGGUAGAUCAGGGGCUCAAACGUUCAACUCUAUGUAUUUCAAGCCAAUGUUGAGGAAAGCUUAUCACCGGAAAAGUGGUUCGCCAGAAAUGAUGAGCGAUUCAGUGAAAUCAAAUGGGGAGGAGGUAAAUCAUAUGAAGGCAGUAGGAGUGGCGGCCGGUGGCGGAGGAAGCGGGGACACUGUAUGGUGGGUUCGAGACGAUCGCACCGGAAUUUAUUACCCUAAGGGGCAGGAAAAGCUUAUGGAAGAUGUACCUCAAGGGGCAGGCAAGGACUUUGACACAAUAAAUUGGUUUAAUUAAGCCGUCUACUAGGGCACUAUAUAUUUUAUAUAUUGCCCAUCUCCUAUAAUUCGUAUAUAAUUGGUAGCUUAUGCAUAUCAAAAAAAGAAAAGUAUCGUGCCUAUUAAAAUAAGUGAAGAUAUAUAAAAUCACUUUAUGCCUAACUUGUUGGGCAUAAAUUUAUU
Messenger RNA from Salvia miltiorrhiza (redroot sage), 589 nucleotides. RefSeq lists its product as uncharacterized. The record is from RefSeq and is a predicted model, not a curated record. Lineage: Eukaryota; Viridiplantae; Streptophyta; Magnoliopsida; Lamiales; Lamiaceae. Bases 108 to 425 code for a protein of 105 amino acids. The transcript is spliced from 2 exons.